Molecule: messenger RNA, 1309 nt
Organism: Calypte anna (Anna's hummingbird)
Lineage: Eukaryota; Metazoa; Chordata; Aves; Apodiformes; Trochilidae
Gene: MED27
Product: mediator complex subunit 27
Exons: 8
Coding region: 51-989 (312 amino acids)
Biological process (GO): regulation of transcription by RNA polymerase II
Cellular component (GO): mediator complex
Molecular function (GO): transcription coactivator activity
Source: RefSeq, a predicted model, not a curated record
CGCGCUCCUCCAGAGCCCGGCGGGGAAGAGGCCGGGCCCGGCCGGCUAAGAUGGCGGAGGGGGUGCUGAGCCCCGGGGUGAACCUGGAAGCCUUCUCUCAGGCCAUCGCCGCUAUCCAGGCUCUGCGUUCCAGUGUGACGCGUGUCUUCGACUGCUUGAAAGAUGGGAUGCGGAACAAGGAGACUCUGGAAGGCCGCGAGAAGGGCUUCAUGGCCGCCUUCCAGGAGAGCCUGCACUCCGUCAGCCGCGACCUGGGUGAACUGGAGCGUCUGAGCAACCUGGUUGGGAAACCAUCUGAGAAUCACCCUUUACACAACAGUGGACUGUUGAGCCUAGAUCCUGUUCAGGACAAAACACCUCUUUACAGCCAACUUCUUCAAGCCUACAAAUGGUCGAAUAAGUUGCAGUACCAUGCUGGGCUAGCAUCUGGCCUUUUGAAUCAGCAGUCUCUGAAACGUUCUGCCAACCAGAUGGGAGUAUCAGCAAAACGCAGACCAAAAGCCCAGCCAACAACUCUUGUCUUACCUCCUCAAUACGUUGAUGAUGUGAUCAAUCGGAUUGAUAGGAUGUUCCCUGAGCUGUCUAUCCAGCUAUCCCGGCCAAAUGGAACCUCUGCAAUGCUUCUGGUUACCCUAGGAAAGGUGUUGAAAGUGAUCGUGGUGAUGCGGAGCCUCUUCAUUGACCGGACAAUAGUGAAGGGCUACAAUGAGAAUGUCUACACUGAGGAUGGCAAGCUUGACAUAUGGUCUAAAUCCAACUAUCAAGUUUUUCAGAAGGUGACAGAUCAUGCAACCACGGCUCUGUUGCACUACCAGCUGCCUCAAAUGCCAGAUGUGGUAGUCAGAUCUUUCAUGACCUGGUUAAGAAGUUACAUAAAGCUGUUCCAGGCUCCCUGCCAGCGCUGCGGAAAGUUCCUGCAGGAUGGUUUGCCACCCACCUGGAGGGAUUUCCGAACACUUGAAGCUUUCCAUGACACUUGCAGGCAGUAGUAGCUCAGCCACUGGGACACGAGAGAAGGAAGCUGAUGGUUGAAUGGGUGGUUCAAUGUCUGAACCUUUCAUCCUGUACCAAGUAUUGAGGUUGCACUAAUAUCCUUUGACUAUUUAAAAGCCAUCAGUCAGCAAGGUAGGUGUGAGGCUGAUCUGUGUGAGAGCACUUGAUGCUUCUGGGGUGAAAUAAUAUGUCUGGGGAGAUCUGACAGUAAUAAUAGUUAUUCUGAACUUUAAUGACAAAUAUCUGUGUACAGAUUGUGUUUCGUGACAGAAUUUGCAGCAUUGAAGACUUUUAUAAGUUUGAAAUAAAUUUUGUA